Molecule: messenger RNA, 2171 nt
Organism: Planococcus citri (citrus mealybug)
Lineage: Eukaryota; Metazoa; Arthropoda; Insecta; Hemiptera; Pseudococcidae
Product: facilitated trehalose transporter Tret1-like
Exons: 4
Coding region: 269-1636 (455 amino acids)
Biological process (GO): transmembrane transport
Cellular component (GO): membrane
Molecular function (GO): transmembrane transporter activity
Source: RefSeq, a predicted model, not a curated record
UAGUUAUGAUUACAGUAUCAACUAACAAAAUCAACCAUCAACUGACUUUUAAGAUUAGUUAUAUGGAUUCACAAUUGCCUAGGCUGACGAUUCACUUUGGUAACUGAGAAGGUGAAUUUUUUCUCAAUGAGAUGUUUGCAGAUGGUAAUAUAUUUUGUUGGAGACACAUUUUGAAGUUGAAACCCCCAUCGACUGUUCGUUCCAUUUAAUGACACCUCUUCCACUCGAAGAUUUUCUUAAUUUCAACUUGAUUAAUUAACAUCAUAAAAUGUACAUUGUUGACGACGCAUAUUUGAAAUCUGAACAUUCAAGAGCAUUUCGGAGGCAGUUACUGGUCGUGUUAACAGUGAGUUUGGGCACGUUUCUUACGGGAUCUUCUAUAGGAUGGAUGUCUCCUGCGUUACAUUGCCUUCAGAGUAAUGACAGCCAUAUUAAAAUCACUUCGGAAGAAGGCUCAUGGUUGGCACUUUAUCCGGAAUUUGGUCAUUUUUGCGCUCCACUCUUGACUGGUUAUUUCACCGACAUGAUUGGACGUAAAACAGUUUUCAUCACGGGAAGUAUUUUCACAUUGGUGGGAUGGUUUCUGAAAUUUUUAGCGGGAAGUUUAACAACAUUAUAUGCAGCUAGAAUAAUGCUAGGAAUUAGUUUCGGCAUUACAAUGACAGUAUCGCACAUCUACGUAGCAGAAGUAGUAUCCAAACGAAUUCGAGGCACUUUUUCGUCUUUACUUUUCGUCACUCUCAAUUUGGGCAUAGUGUUUGAGUUCAUUAUCGGAAGUUAUCUGUCAUUCAAAACAUCAGCCUUGAUAACGACCAUCAUUAGUGUUUUUUACGUAAUCUCGCUAUUUUUCAUUGUCGAAUCUCCGUAUUAUUAUGUGGCAAAAAACAAAGAAGUUGAAGCUCGAAAGGCUAUGAUAUGGUUCAAAGGCUCAUUCAACGAGGAGACGAUCGCAGAAUUCAAUUCUAUGAAAAAACAAAUCACCGGACAAAGCUUAAAAUUUUCUCAAUCAUCGUUUAAAAGUUUCAUGAUCUGUAUGCUUCUCAGCUUUUUGAGCGAUACGACUGGAAGACCAGCGGUGAUAACAUAUGCGAUGCAGAAUUUCUCUAACGAUUCGUUAAUGUCUCCUACUGGUUUCACCAUUUUGCUCGGAAGUUUGAAUGCAUUAUUACCUUUAAUACCUACUUUGCUUACGGAUAAAGUGGGGCGAAAAGUCAUCAUCAUAAUAUCUGCAAUAGUCGGAGGCGUAAUGCACUUCUGCACAGGUACAUUAUACUUUUUGCAUGACACAAAAGGCCUUACCAUUUCUGGCUACGGUUGGUUGUUAUUCAGUACGAUAACUAUUUACUUGUGUAGUUGUUCAAUUUUCGUGACGAAUGUGUUGACAUUAAGAGGCGAGUUAAUUUCAGAAAGUAGUAGAGGAAUGACAUCUGGUUUGGUAUCCAUGAUGUAUGCUUUGGCUAUUAUUCUUACGAUAAAAACUUUUCAAGUGGUACGAGAUAACUUGGGGCAGCAUUUUGCAUUUUGGGUUCUUAGUGGAUCAAGUCUUGUAUUUGUGCUGUUUACUAGCUUCUUUUUACCUGAAACCAAAGGGAAAACGCUGGAUGAAAUUCAGAAGCAAUUGGGCAGAUCAAAUUAAAAUUAAAGUACGUUCAAAAUGUUUCGGUAUGUAAAUCAUUGACAUGUGUCCAAUAUCGAUCAAACUUCCAGCGAACCUACAUGCAUUACUUUUAAGAAUUUUUAUUAAUUUUUGUAACGAAAUAUACGAAUACAAAUAAUUACAAUUUAUAUGAAAUAGAAUAAAACCCAAAUACAUAGCGUAGAAUAAGUACUUUUAUUAGUUUCAUAUUACAGAUUUUUUUCUGUACAAAGUUUUUUUUUUUUUUAAUAAUAACUCUCAUCUACCUCAACCAACAAGAAAAUUACUGGCAUCUUAAAACGCAUGAUAUAACGGUGUUCAAAUAAAAUUGAAAGAAAAAAAAAUUAUCUAAAAAUGCACAUGAAAACUUCAGGGAAUACAAAACGUGUAGACUGAAUUUUCAACAUUCUUAAGAAGAGCGUUUUAAAGAUGACGCAAGUAUAAUUAUAAAUAAGGAAAAUAGGAUUGCGUACUUUAAUUAGCUUUUUAUCUCGAGAAAGAGCGAUUUUACGCAUUUUUAAUUUAACACAGAAAA